This is a messenger RNA of Guyanagaster necrorhizus, 9270 nucleotides long. Its product is annotated as vacuolar protein sorting-associated protein 13. The coding region runs from base 1 to 9270 and encodes 3089 amino acids. Gene Ontology annotation, biological process: protein retention in Golgi apparatus; late endosome to vacuole transport; protein targeting to vacuole. The record is from RefSeq and is a predicted model, not a curated record. The transcript has 46 exons. Lineage: Eukaryota; Fungi; Basidiomycota; Agaricomycetes; Agaricales; Physalacriaceae.
AUGUGGUGGAUGAACCCGGGGAAGGAGGUUCUGAACGUCCUCUUCAAUCGUAUCCUUGCCCCGUACGUGGAGAACAUGGAUAUGAACCAGGUCAAUUAUGGAAUCGGACAAGGCCAAUUGACGCUCACAAACCUGCGAAUGAAAAAGGGCGCGCUAGAUAAGUUUCGGCUUCCAGUCGACGUGUUAGAAGGACACCUUGGCAAGUUCACCCUCUCCUUGCACUGGAUGAAUUUGGGAAACCAGCCUGUGGAGGUCCUGGUCGAGGAUGUCUACAUCUUGGUAGUUCCAUCAACACAGUCUAGUUAUGACCCAGAGGAGGAGGAAGAAAGAAUGCAGGCGGCCAAAGCCGAGCGCCUCCAAAAUGCGGAACUAUUACACAUGCGCGGGCAGGCUGAGACCUCUUCAGAUAGUUCUCCACAAAACCAGGGACUGUGGCAAAGCUUAAUGGCCAAAGUAAUAAACAACUUACAAGUCACUGUCAAGAAUAUCCAUAUUCGUUACGAGGACAAAUUGAGCGUUCCAGGGCAUCCCUUCGCUGCGGGACUAACACUGGCAGGGUUUGAAGCAGUCUCAGUGAACGAAGAGUGGCAGCCCUCAUUCAUCGAGAGCACCGCCGGGGCCAUUCACAAGCUGGCAAACCUACAAUCUUUGGCAGUAUACUUCGAUACCGAUUCCUUAAGCAUAGCUGGCUUACCUCCCAAUGAGUCCAUACAAAAGUUCCACGAUAUGAUCGCAUCCGGAACUCAAACUGCAGAGCACCAAUUCAUAUUGAAGCCAGUAUCCGGAGAAGGCAGAGUUGUCGUGAACCAUAAAGUGGACAACCAUACACCUCGUUUUGACUUGCAACUAUUAUUUGGUGAGAUAGGCGUCGCAUUGGACGACCAUCAAUACCGAGAUGUGAUAUCUCUAUUGGAUAUGUAUCAUGUGUAUAUUAGACAGCACCAGUAUCGAAAAUAUCGUCCUGGUGAUGAGGAGUUCUCCAUCAAUACGGCCAGUGCCCGAUUACACUUUGCUGGAAUAGCGAUACUGGAAGAAGUGAGAGAGAAGAAUAGGAAGUGGACAUGGGCUUAUUUCGCAGAACGUCGGGGCGACAGAAAUAAGUAUGUUGAUCUGUUUCAGCGAAAACAGUUAGGCGCGCUACCUCUGAUAGACCAGAAAGACUUGGACGCUCUAGAAAGAAAACUUUCGUAUGAAGAUAUUCGAUUUUACCGAUCCAUCGCUCGUUCUAGGCUUCGAAAAGAUACAGCAUUGCGGAAAAGACUGGAAGAGGACAAGACCAAGCAACAACCAACGAAGCAGAGCUGGUCCAAUUGGCUAUGGGGUUCAUCUGAAGACACCAAGCAAGAAGACCCGGCUUUUGGCGGCCCGAUGACUGACGAGCAGCGGCAGCAGCUGUAUGAGGUCCUCGAUUACGACGAGAAGAGCGCAGUUAUCGAGGCUCUUGAAGCACCGCGAGAUUCAUUGAAGGCUCGCCUAUCAGCUAGGCUGAAUAAAGGUUCUUUCGUUCUGAGAACCGAUCCUCAUGGGACGUCUGAUGAAAUCAUCUCCGUCGUCUUUGACGUUUUCCGAGCCAAUGCCAUCCAAAGGGCAGACAAUUUGGAGGCUUCUGUUUCACUUGGUGGAUUUGGUGUAUUCGAUGGUACUACUCGAGGGACCCUCCAUCAUCAGAUCGUAUCCGUCAAAGACAUUCCGAGUCCCAGGGACGAGCAGGACCAAGAUGACUCUUUCUUAUCCGUGAAGUUCGAGCACAAGCCACUUGACGAACGCGCUGAUAACGCCUUAACCGUUCGCAUGCGGCAUAUGGAAAUUGUUUACCACAAAGGAUACGUCGAAGCAAUUUACAAAUUCUUCAAACCUCCAGAAAGCCAGCUCGAAUCCGUAGAGGCGCUACUGAAUGCUGCCAGCCAAACUUUAGAAGGAUUGAGCAAGGAAACACGAGCUGGGUUGGAAUUUGCGCUCCAGAAUCACAAAACAAUCGACAUACAAAUGGAUAUGAAUGCGCCUGUCAUUAUCAUUCCAGAGGAUGUGACGACGAAAUCGUGCAAACAUUUACUUAUCGAUGCCGGACAUAUAGCAAUUGAAAGCGAUCUGGCCGACAAAGAGGCUAUUCGAGUGGUCCAUCUCAAGCGCAAUCAACAAUAUAGCGAUGAGGACCACAAACGACUCGAGAGUCUAAUGUACGAUAAGGUGUCCCUGAAGUUGAAAGAUGCCCAGUUCAUCCUUGGUAACGAUCUGGAAUCCUGUCGUAGGGCUUUGACAUCGGAGAGCAACAAUGCGUUGCACCUUGUGGAGCGUAUCAAUGUUGACCUUCAGGUCCAAAACUCCAUUGUACCAUCUGUUUUGAGUCUUUCGAGGUUUAAGGUGUCGGGAAACCUUCCGACUUUGCAGGUCAACCUGUCUGAUACCAAGUACAAAUCGCUAAUGCGGCUUAUUGAUGUCUGCAUACCAAAGUUCGGCGAUGAUGAUACACCACUUGCACCAGAUCACGCUACUGCAAAGUUCCCACUUGCUCCAGGUCUUUUCAGUCAAGGAGAACAAGAGUACAACCUUGAGGAUGACGCUGAAGGCGACGAUGCUGGUGUGUCUAGAGAUGAGUUUUAUGAAGCGAGCGAUGAAUUCCGACCAGAUAUCCAUCAACAUAUCUUCGAUUUUGAUUUUCGUGUGGAUGAACUCAAAGUUCAUCUGUACAAAGCAACAGCUGACAACGUCGAGAAAGCGCUUGGCAAUGUUUCUCUUGACAAGUUUUCAUUGAUUUUUGCAUCAACUAAAUAUGACAUGAAGGUGGAUGUGAAUCUACGGGCGCUUUCCAUGGAUCUCGUUCAACCAGACGCUGAUUCGAUUAAAUUUAUGUCUUCUUUGGAACUGGAGUCGUCGCAAGACAAGGACCUCUUGAGCGUUACCUAUACCCGUAUUCGACAGCAGUCACCCCAGUUCUUCAGUGUCUAUGACGGUGUGGAGCAAAAGGUCGACGUGAGGAUUUCCACUUUUAUCUUCCGUGCAGCUCCCGAACCGGUCGUCUCGUUAUACGAUUUCAUUGUGACCACUUUCGUUCCUCAUUCCAUCGACCAGAUGGGCGCGCAAUCAGUGCAUUCCGGUGCACUGGGGACAGGCGCUUCAAAGUCAAGCAACGCUGAAGGAGGCAAAAUACAUGUGGCAGUCAAACUAGCGAGCGUUCAAGUUGUACUCGUGAACGGGCACGCGAGCCUGGCUACGCUGUCUUUGUCAACGGCAGAUGUUGACGUGCUGUUGCGGCCUAAAACCCUGCGCGUAUCUGGCCGUCUUGGAAGUUUAUCACUUAGCAAUGACUCCGAACUAUACGCGGUCCGACCAGAAUUUGAUCAGAUCAUGUCCAUCGAGGGACAGAACUUCGCUGAAUUUCUGUACGAGACAUACGAUCCGGACGCAGAAGCUUACAAUGGCGUCAAAACUUUCGUGGAUUUGAAGGCAGCCUCUGUCAAGCUCCAUUUUCUAGAAAUGCCUCUACAUGACAUAUAUUUGUUCUUAGUGAAGCUUGCCAAGCUGAAAGGUUUGUACGAUGCUGCAACGCAAGCGGCGGUUCAAAGUGCACCAGAGAUUGAACGGAUGCGAUUUGACAUUUCUAUCAAGUCGCCUAUUGUCGUAUUUCCUUCAGAUGCUAAUCACUCGCGAGACGCGCUUGUACUACGAUUAGGAGAAAUCUCGGCUCGGUCAUCGGAAACAGAACCUAACAGAUUUACCACUGGUUUAAGAGGAAUACAACUUGUUUCCAACAUCUAUUCUGGUGGCGAACUCUCUGGACUCAAAAUCAUUGACGAUACCGACGUAACGGCGGAUGUAGCUCAAGCGAUUAGCGUUGAUCGAUCUCAUGCUUUCGACCAGCCUGAUACACAGGUUGUAGUCAAGAUCUCAGAUGUCCGACUUCAUUUGACACAGGUCCAAUACGGAAUUCUUAUUCGCUUAAGUCAAGCGAUACCCAGAGUUCUGGCCGGGGCCCCCGAAGGGUAUGCAGAAGCAGAAUCGGUAGCGUCGGCGAGUCCAUUUCCCGAUGCUACAGGCGAUUCUCGGCAAACGUUGGUGCAAUUAGGACCCGAACUACGGAUAGUAUCAUUCGCAGAGCGUCGCAAUUGGACUACCAUAGAUUUGGUCGUGGCCGUCGACACGGUGAAGCUUCAUCUGUACGACGAGCUAGCUACCACCGCCGCUAAACUCAAAGAACAUGGUAUCGCAAGGUUUGCCUUGAACCGGAGUGAACUUCGAUACAAAAUACUAUCAGAUGGCUCCGGUGAAGUACAAGUGGUGCUCAAGUCAUUCACUAUGAGCAAUACUAGACCGGGAAACACAAAAUUCCGAGAAAUUAUCCCCGCUGCACAGCACGAUCGCAAUCAGUUUAUGAUUCUCUAUACCAUGGCUGGAGGUUCCAAAGGUCCAUCUUUGGCUAUCUUGACUAUUGAUUCUCCUCAGAUCAUCUUCGCUGUCGAUCCUGUCUUCCGGUUGAUCAACUUUUUCACCAGCGCCUUUGACUUAAGCGACGUAGAGAAACAAACUGUGAUUCCAACACCCGAUAGUCUCGAAAGGGAGAGCACUAACCAGUCAAGUCUGGAUUUCCGUGUCGACUUACACAAUGUCUCUGUUAACGUCCUCGAAAAUGACGCUGACGCCGAUACACAAUCUAUCAAGCUCACUAUCAAGCAAAUAAUGCUAUCGCAACAGGGCGUGCUUGCGCUCACUAUCAACCGCUUGGGAAUGUCGCUGAUGUCCAUGGGGAAGGACUCUGAGACCGUCCGAUUUUUGGAUGAUGUCGAUAUGACCUUUUCAUUGGAUGGUCGGUCAACUAUGUCACAGCAAAUGACAAGUAUUGAAGUCAACGCUAAACCCAUCGUAUUUCGAGCGUCAUACCGUGAUAUCAAGCUGAUCACUACCAUUAUUAACAAGGCUAUCGAACUUCACGGAAAUUCUCGGUCGGAUAGUACCCCCAACAGAGUCUUUGGAUCUCAGUCUAUUGCCGAUAGGUCCGAUAACUACGUAUCAAAAGGGUCGUCCAAGAGCGCCACGAGAACUCGAGCUUAUCCAGUAGGUAAAGCUCGUAUAUCAAUGUCAAAAGAACAGUUAAAAGGCUCUUUCGAUGGAUUCCGUCUUGUCUUGAUUGGAGACAUGCAUGAGCAACCGAUGCUGCAUCUCAAAGUGAAACGGUUUAUCGUCGGGGCCAAGGACUGGUCUGGUGCUUUGCACGCUACGACCACAAUGACAACACAUAUCAGUUACUGGAACCUCACGAAUUCUCAUUGGGAGCCUCUGAUUGACCCCUGGACAUUUACAAUCAUAGCUUCCAAAGAAGAUGCUGUUAGCGGCAUCAAUAUAGGACUUUCAGCUCGAGAACGUCUCGACUUGAAUCUCAGCACAACUUUUGCAGAGUUGGCCAUCACUACGGCAAACAUGUGGAGUGAAGAAGGAGAACGUGUACUUCAAAGAGCCCGCGGCAGUUAUGCACCUUACCGCAUUCGAAACAGAACGGGCUCUACCAUCCUGGCAUGGUCAGAAGUCACUAGUAGAGGUUCGCACGACGGGGAAUCUAUCAAAAUCUUGAAUGAAGAGACGAAAGACUGGCGAUUUGAUGACUGGAAGGCUCUGAGAGAGCAUGUUGCAUCUUCAGGACAACACUGCAUAGGUGUGCAGGUGGUCGGUACACCUUGGGAACGGAUUGGAAGCAUUCCGGUCGACAGAGAAGGAGAAUUUACCUUUCCUUUGAAGCCGCCAACCGAGAAGCUUGUGAACCGCCUACUGUGCGAAGUCAAAGUCAUCGACAAUGUCAAAGUCGUCACAAUACGUUCCACGUACAAGAUUGAGAAUCACACGCUAUAUCCUUUAGAAGUUACGCUUGUUGAUGAUCACGGUCAACCCGUCCAUUCUCUCGAGAAAAUCGUUCCUGGUCAGGACUACGCUAUACCAAUCGACGCCGUUGUCAGUCAUAGGAUCAGAAUACAGCCUGAUCAGGGAUUCGGGUACAAGUGGUGUCCCGCGAUCCGAUGGGAGGAUUUGAUUUUGACAAAAAGCUUUACUGUCAGAUGUCCCCAUAGUGAUCCGCGUGAAGCAGCGUUCCGUUUCCAGGCAUGCGUUGAUACUGAUUUCCGCGAUUCUGGUUUGCGAAAAUAUCCCAAGAUCAAUUUGAAACUUCGGGCACCUCUAGAGUUGGAGAAUCUACUUCCUUACAAUCUCCAAUACAGGGUCUACGACAAGGACACCGACCAGAAUUGGCGAAGCUACCUGCGUAAAGGAGGAAUAAUGCCUGUCCAUUCCGUUGAACUUGGUCACUUGGUCUUGCUCAACGUUGACAUAGAGGAUAGCGUGUUCGAACAAAGCGAAUUUGCCAUCAUCAAUACCGACGAAAAUUCUGAUUUCGAUGUAGAGAAGCGACUUAGUCUCAAAGAUCCUAAGGGCAGAAAGCUAACGCUCAAAUUGAAUUACGUACGGUAUCCCGAUUCAGGAGGGGCUUUCAAAGUCCAAAUAUACAGCCCUUAUGUUGUUGUGAAUAAAACAGGGUUGCCUUUCGCUAUCCGUUCGGUUCGAUCGACACGAUCUCAAGACGUAGCGGGAGAUGAUCGUCAAGAGGAACUUAAGAAGCCAGUACCUUUUUUGCUAUCACAUCAAGCAGGUAAUGGGCACGAGUUCUGUUUGAAGUUGGGGGAAUCCGCUUGGUCGAAGCAUUUUAGCGUGGAGGCUCCCGCCGCAGAAACUGCCCUAGUUGUGGCAUCUCAGACAUCGAAACUAGAUGAGCUACAUGUCGGACUAUCCUGGGGUGAAGGAUUAGGGAAGUACAAAUUAACGAAGGUCUUGACACUUGCGCCUCGAUUCCUGGUUACAAACAAACUCUCCGAGCCCAUUGUUUUUCGCGUGCAUGGCGUCGCUCUAGGAGACCGUUCAACGUUGAGUCCAGACGAACGAUGUCCCCUCAUCACUCUUCGCGCCAGCCCCGAGAAACUAUUAACCGUAGCGUUUCCAGGGUUAAACGCCUUUUGGUCACCGCCAAUCAAUGUAGAAGACAUAGGUUCCGUUCACUUCAGACUAAGAGGUCCUGGAGGGAAGAGCAAAGAUAUGCGCUUGAUACGAACUGAUGUAAAACUCGACGGAUCAACCAUUUUUGUGUCGUUUGCGUCGGGCGAUAACGAAUGGCCUUUUCUUAUAGAAAACGGCAGUGAUUCCGCCUUCUCCUUUAGCCAACGGGACACCCGUGAUGAUAACCGUGCAACAAAAUCAAAUCCUGCUUAUACAGUGGCUCCUCAUACGUCCUUACCGUAUGCUUGGGAUUACCCUGCUUCACGAGACAAAAAGAUUACCCUGGCCGUCAAUGGGUCUCGUCGCGUCAUUGAUAUCAUGGAAAUCGGCAAUCUCGUCCCUUUCAAAUUUAACGACGGGCAACGCAAUCGAGUAGUUUCUCUCGAUGUCCGUGCAGAUGGACAAAGGCAGAUUUUGCGAAUUACGAAUUACAAUCCAGAACAGAGUCUCUACAAGCCCAAGAACAAAAGUCUGUCUGGUUCUGUCUUGAGACAGGAUACCAUUUCAAGUGCGGAGGCUUUUGAGGCCAUUACAGAGGAUAUUGUCCCAACAUUUGGAUUCAGCAUCAACUUCGCCGGCAUUGGGAUCUCGUUGGUCAACCGCCGAUUAAUUGAGGUCAUAUUCGUGUCAAUGAACACAUUGUCGUUUAACUAUACGAACAGUCCUGUGGUUCAGACAGUCAAUAUUUCUUGCGGGAGCCUGCAGAUUGACAAUCAACUACAUGACGCACUUUAUCCAGUCAUUCUCCAGCCCACACCUAUGCCCAAGGAAUCCAACGGGGUUGCUCCCUCGCCAACUGUACAGGCCUCAAUAAUCUGGUUAAAUGAUGCAGAACAUGGUGUUUUGUUCAUCAAAUAUUGUUCCAUCCUGUUGCAAGCAUUGACAAUCGAAGCUGACGAAGACCUUCUUUUCUCUAUCUACGACCUUACUCAAAUUCAAGGUGCCUCUUGGGAGGCGGGUGUAGAUGAUGUGUUAAUCCAAGACGCUGAUGUUAUACCAGAGCCAAAAGGAACAACUGCUGGUCAGGAACUAUACUUUGAAGUGCUGGAACUACAACCCAUCAAGUUAUCCUUAUCCUUCAUGCGUACUGAACGCGUCAGCAGCGAGGAAAAGCUUAGCAUCAGAAAUCCUCUGGCUGUCGUUUUGAACGCGUUGACGAUGACGGUGGGAAACAUCAAUGAUGCUCCACUGGAGAUGAACGCCCUCGCGAUAAAGGAUAUGCGCCUCAAUUUUCCGGAGCUUCAGAGCCGCAUAACUUACCAUUAUCGACAAGACGUCCUUCGUCAGCUCUAUCGUAUCCUUGGAUCGGCUGACUUCAUUGGUAACCCUGUCGGUCUCUUUACCAAUGUCAGCUCUGGGGUCGCAGACAUCUUCUACGAACCGUUCAAUGGUGUUGUCAUGCACGGUAACAAGGAAUUAGGCAUCGGUCUAGCUAAGGGUGCAGCGAGUUUCGUGAAGAAAACAAUCUUCGGAGUUAGCGAUAGUAUGACAAAGUUUACCAGCAGCGUUGGCAAAGGUAUUUCAGUGGCAACUUUCGAUUCUGAGUAUCAAGCUCGUCGAAGGAUGACCCAGCGUAGGAAUAAACCACGCCAUGCCAUCUAUGGUGUAACCGCUGGGGGGGAAGCUUUAGCGACUAGCGUUGCCAGUGCCUUCGAAGGCGUCAUGAAACCUUACGAAGGUGCCGAGUCUGGAGGUGCGUAUGGAUUCUUCAAAGGCGUCGGGAAAGGGGUAGUUGGAGCCGUCACCAAACCUGUUGUUGGUGUUUUUGAUCUUGUGUCGAACGUAUCGGCAGGUGUGCGGAACACCACUACUGUAUUCGACAGCCCAGAGAGGGAUCGCGUACGCCUGCCUCGUCUGGUACCCUCCGAUGGUGUCUUAAUUCCAUACUCAUCUCGUGAUGCUAUGGGGCAAUACUGGAUGCGAGAUCUUAACAAUGGUAUCUAUCGCAAAGAAAGCUACGUGGCUCAUUUCAACUCCCCUGGAAGCGACAACGUAGUACUGCUUACGGCGUCCCGGGUGCUAUCGUUUUGGUCGAAAAGGCUCAGAUUAGACUGGGACCUUCCGUUCACCGAGGUUCAAGGAGUGACAGUUGAGGAUACCGGCAUUCGUUUUGCACAUAAGGCCGGGAAGGAGCAUGACAAAUUCGUCUUCAUACCAGAAAAAUCUUCUCAAAGCUGGUUCUUCGACAGGGUCGCCGGGGUGGUUAGAACUUUCAAUCUGCGGCGUCGAAUGGAAGGAUAA